This is a messenger RNA of Cynara cardunculus var. scolymus (artichoke), 1324 nucleotides long. Its product is annotated as zinc finger protein CONSTANS-LIKE 12-like. Gene Ontology annotation, biological process: regulation of flower development. Lineage: Eukaryota; Viridiplantae; Streptophyta; Magnoliopsida; Asterales; Asteraceae. The record is from RefSeq and is a predicted model, not a curated record. Bases 260 to 1105 code for a protein of 281 amino acids. The transcript is spliced from 4 exons. Gene Ontology annotation, cellular component: nucleus. Gene Ontology annotation, molecular function: protein binding.
GAUCCAAUAUCAUCAGAGGACUGCUCUGGUCUCUGGGUGUGAAUCUUUUUCUCUUUGCUGUCUUUGUGUUGUCUAGUGCUGAACUUUUACGGUUUACUGCUCUGUUUUGCCACUCUCCUUCUAGGGUUUGCUUAAUGUGAAAAGGACUUCUCUUUUUCUCCACUAAAAGCCACUUGGGUGUGCUCUUUUUGCUUCAAAGUUGUGAUCUUUCUUGAGGGGAAGGGAAAACAAGAAAAGGGUUUUUUGUUCAGACAAAGAAAUGUAUGCAGAGACUGGCUUAAUGUUCCCUUAUUAUUAUCAGAGUUUCUCACCAGAUAUUCAACAAUUUGAUGAUUUCUAUUCCUCCCAGAAAUCCUUUGCAUGCUUGGGUAGUGUGGUUCAGAGCUCUUCGAUUUCAGAUUAUGAUCUUGGGGGUGAAGGGGAUCUUUUCAAAGCUCCAGUGCCAAUAAUUGAGCAACCAUUGGUUACCCUUAACCCCAUGACAGCAGCCAUGUCGAUGAUCUCUUGUGGAGAAGACAACAUUUCCCCACAAGAACUCAGUGUUACAGUUAUUGAAUCACUUCAAAACGAAGAAUUUCUGACUGAUGUUUUCCAUGAAUAUAAAGAUAUCAUGGCAAAAGAAGCCGCAACAGAAACAUCACCCCUCUCAGAGGUCGUGAAUUAUAAAUUCUCUUUUAAAACAGAUGACAACUCCAUUGAUAAAGAAAAUGGACAAAUCUUCAAAAGCAUGAGCUCAGACUGUCUAAGCUCGAUGGAAUGUAGUCAUGGGGGUCAAGUUAAGCCUAGCUUUCCAACUAUUACUGAAGUGGACUUUGGGAAUGCUUGUGGAAUGCGAAGGGCGUUCAGUGAAGGAGACAUAAAGACUCUAGGUAACUGCAAUGGAAGCUUUAGACAUUCAUCUGGUGGGCACCCACAACUCAUCAAUGAACACACCACCAGCAACGAAGACCGCUGGCAGAAGCUGUCAAGAUACAGGAACAAGAAGACAAAGAGGAAUUUUGGUAGAAAAAUCAAGUAUGCAUGCAGGAAGGCAUUGGCAGACAGCCAACCAAGGAUUAGGGGAAGGUUUGCCAAGACAGAAGAAAGUGAAAUCUUGAGAAAGUAAUGAAUGUAGAAAAAGUAAUGACAAUGAAGAUGUAGAAGAAACACAUAGGAUAUGAAUAUGAAAGCAGGUUUUGCUAAAUAAGCUUUUUUAUUUUAUUUUUGUGGUAUUAUGCUGUUAUUAGAUGUAAUAAUGUUUCUAGUUCUUGUACAUCCCAUUCCCAUAUGCUGAACCCUUGUUGUAUACAACUAUGUUCUUGAAAUUCUACUUCUAGUUUUAUUU